Bubalus bubalis (water buffalo) is the source of this 541-nucleotide messenger RNA. Its product is annotated as histone H2A type 2-B. NCBI's taxonomy places the organism in Eukaryota, Metazoa, Chordata, Mammalia, Artiodactyla, Bovidae. The record is from RefSeq and is a predicted model, not a curated record. Bases 61 to 453 code for a protein of 130 amino acids. Gene Ontology annotation, cellular component: nucleosome. The transcript has a single exon. Gene Ontology annotation, molecular function: protein heterodimerization activity; DNA binding; structural constituent of chromatin.
GGUUACCCUUGCCAUAUCCUUCUCCUUGAAAAAGAAGCUGUAACUGCAGUUUUAGCAGUAAUGUCAGGCCGCGGAAAGCAGGGAGGCAAAGCUCGGGCCAAGGCCAAGUCGCGCUCAUCCCGCGCUGGCCUUCAGUUCCCCGUAGGGCGAGUGCACCGCCUGCUGCGCAAAGGGAACUACGCCGAAAGGGUGGGGGCCGGCGCACCGGUGUACUUGGCGGCAGUGCUGGAGUACCUGACCGCGGAAAUCCUGGAGCUGGCGGGCAAUGCCGCCCGAGACAACAAGAAGACGCGCAUCAUCCCUCGCCAUUUGCAACUGGCCGUGAGAAAUGAUGAAGAGCUCAACAAGUUACUCGGGGGUGUCACUAUUGCCCAGGGCGGUGUCUUACCUAAUAUCCAGGCAGUCUUAUUGCCCAAAAAAACGGAGAGUCACAAGCCUGGCAAGAAUAAGUAAUUAAGAGGCUUGAUACCAUCCCCACUCACCCCAAAGGCUCUUUUAAGAGCCACCACCAAAGUGUCAAAAUAAAGGGCUGAUCACAAAA